AUGCCGGAAGGCCUAGAUCAGUUGCUACCCCUCCUCCAACAACCAAAAACCCGGAGCCAGAAGGCCCUGAGAAAAACCCUGAAAGGCACAGCAACUCUCUCCAAUCUCCUUCCCACAGGCACAACCUUCGCCUUCUCGCUUCUCUCUCCAGUUUUCACUAACAAAGGCCAAUGCAUCAGCUUUCUCAAUCACAUCCUCACCAUAAGCCUCCUUGCAGUCUCUGCGAUUGUGUGUUCCCUUUUAUGCUUCACCGACAGUGUUAGGGACCCAAAAGGCAAGGUCCGGUAUGGAUUCGCCACGACUAAAGGGCUGUGGGUGAUUGCUGCAACGGUGAAGCUCUCAGAUGCUGAUGCAAAGAAAUAUAAGUUGAAGGUGAUCGACUUUUUGCACGCAUUCAUGUCGGUGCUGGUCUUUGCAGUGGUCGCAUUUUUCGAUCAGAAUGUGAUCAAGUGCUUCUUCCCAGUGGAGUCGGAGCUGGCCAAGUGGCUCCUAGAGGUCAUGCCUUUGGCAGUCGGAGGUGUUUGUACCGGUUUCUUUUUGCUGUAUCCAACCACGCGCCAUGGAAUUGGCUUUCCUCUUUCACGUGAGAAGUAG
Syzygium oleosum is the source of this 594-nucleotide messenger RNA. RefSeq names its product protein DMP7-like. The coding region runs from base 1 to 594 and encodes 197 amino acids. The transcript has a single exon. Gene Ontology annotation, biological process: endomembrane system organization. The record is from RefSeq and is a predicted model, not a curated record. NCBI's taxonomy places the organism in Eukaryota, Viridiplantae, Streptophyta, Magnoliopsida, Myrtales, Myrtaceae.